Drosophila navojoa is the source of this 1180-nucleotide messenger RNA. RefSeq lists its product as uncharacterized. Gene Ontology annotation, cellular component: cytosol. Lineage: Eukaryota; Metazoa; Arthropoda; Insecta; Diptera; Drosophilidae. The record is from RefSeq and is a predicted model, not a curated record. Gene Ontology annotation, molecular function: single-stranded DNA 3'-5' DNA exonuclease activity.
UACAAACACUACCAUCUACCUACAUACAUAUAUUAUGGAACGCCAACAACAACAAGUAGCGCCAGUAGCAGAAGAGCAACUAGACAUCGAGGACAGCAUGAAGCAUUGCUUUGAGAACCUUAUUGUCAUCGAUGUAGGCGCAAAUUUGACCAACAAGAAGUAUAGUCGUGAUCUGGAUUCCGUUGUUCAAAGAGCAAGAGACGCAGGUGUUCAGAAGCUAAUGGUACACGGCACUUCGGUCAAAUCGAGCAAGGAAGCGUUGCGCCUAUCGCGUAUUUACCCCGACAUUAUCUAUUCGACUGCUGGCAUACAUCCUCACGACUCAAAGUCGAUUGUGGAGGAGCCGUCCACAUGGUUCGACUUUGAGCAUAUUGCACAGGCGCAGGAGUGCGUGGCGAUUGGUCCAUGUGGCUUGGACUAUCAGCGCGAUUUCUCCGAGCCAGAUGUGCAGAAACAGAUAUUUGCCAAGCAACUGCACUUGGCAAUUCAUCUAAAGAAACCUCUGCUGAUACACGAGCGAUCGGCUCAACAUGAUGUACUCGAAAUACUCGACACGUUCGAGAAUCUACCGCCAGUUAUCAUCAGAGGUUUCAUGGGCACCGCUGAGGAGGCGCUCAAGUAUCUAGAUCGCAGAUUCUAUAUCAGCCUAACUGGGUACUUGUGCAAGGAUAAAUCUGAUACAGGUGUGCGCCGCUUGCUCGAUAAUGGAACUUUGCCAUUGGACAGGCUGCUGGUGGAAACUGAUGCUCCAUUUAUGUAUCCCAAUACUCGAGCAUCCAAGCUGCCACAGCAUGUAAAAAGUGGCAUUACAGAACGUUCGUUGUUGUAUUUACACAGAUAUUGCACCUUUCAACGCAACGAGCCCUGCAGCUUGCCAGCAAUUGUGGAAAUGAUAGCUGCUUUUAUGAAGAAAACACCGGACGAGGUCGCCUUGGCCACUGCCUUUAAUGCCUUAAAGCUGUUUGGCUUAUCCUAAGUAUGGUGCAAGCGGCCUAAUAUAUAAAUAACUCAUCGAGCCUGAUAUUCACACGAGAGACUCACACCAUGUGCCUUAAAUACUAAUCGAAUUCAGGAUGUGCUAAACCCUGAGAACAUAUAUAUAUGCAAGCGAACUACACACUCAAACUCACACAACUACGACGCAUUCGCAUGCGACUUGCAUGAAAUACUUCAUAAUUCU